AUGCAACCAUAUGGUAACAUGGAGUACCCAUUCGUCCCUCAACAAUUUUACGCCCCAUUCACGAUGCCUCAAUUCUCACCUCUCAGAGCAAUCCCACAACAACGGCAGUUCCCUUACGUCCCCGAACAAAACUUUACAACGUCAUAUUUCACCGAUGUGAACCAAUCAAAUUUACAAGAAGAGAUGAUGAAAAUCAGCGAGUUGAUAGACAACUACCCAUACGUUUCGAUGGAUACGGAAUUCCCCGGGUUCUCGAGCAAAACAUCAUCGACAUUACAAGACUCCACAGACCCCGACGAACACUACGCAUUCUUGAAAUCAAAUGUCGACGACUUGAAGAUCAUUCAGGUUGGGAUAACCCUUCAGAACAAAAAGGGGCAGUACCCUGACGACGUCAGAACGUGGCAAUUCAACUUCAAAUUUGAUGCAGAGAACGACGAGUCUUCUUCUGAGUCCAUUCAACUGCUUCAAAAGGCUGGCAUCAACUUUUCCGAAUUCAAGAAGUCCGGCAUCCUUCCCGAAGACUUCGGCGAAGCGAUUAUGGGGUCUGGUCUUGUCCUCAACGAAAACACGCAUUGGCUGACAUUCCACAGUGGAUAUGACUUUGGCUACUUUUUGAAGCUUUUAACAUGCGAGAAGCUCCCAUCUAACAUAGAUCUGUUCUUGAAAAAGCUGCGUAUCUUCUUCCCGAACAUCAUCGACUUGAAAGAAGUUACAAGUCGACUUGGACAAGGGUAUCAUGGUAGUUUACAGUCGAUUGCGUCUGGGCUUGGCGUGCAACGGAUAGGGACAAUGCAUCAGGCCGGUUCAGAUAGUUUGAUCACAGGAGGGUUAUACUUCAAACUCAAGGAAAAGUACCCCGAGUUUUCCGACGACACUUUUAAUGGUCUAUUGUUUGGGUUUAAUGCCGAGUGA
Messenger RNA from Entamoeba invadens IP1, 915 nucleotides. RefSeq names its product CCR4-NOT transcription complex subunit, putative. The coding region runs from base 1 to 915 and encodes 304 amino acids. The record is from RefSeq and is a predicted model, not a curated record. Gene Ontology annotation, cellular component: CCR4-NOT core complex; CCR4-NOT complex; P-body. The transcript has 2 exons. NCBI's taxonomy places the organism in Eukaryota, Evosea, Mastigamoebida, Endamoebidae. Gene Ontology annotation, molecular function: poly(A)-specific ribonuclease activity; nucleic acid binding.